GAUGUGCCUAUAAUCAGACAAACAACGAGGUAUAUUUUUAUACAUCACAGUGGUUGGAUGGGGAACACAUAUGGACAAGGUGGAGAUCAAGACACCUCCAGCCUCGCCACCACAACAAACGUUUGAAGCAUGUCGGCGCAGCAGCAACAGCAACAGCAGCAGCACCACCACCAACAGCAACAGCAAUCUGGAGGAGAGAGAAGAGAGGGAGGGGCUCGAGAUGGGGAACAAAAAGAUAAGAAGAGGAAGGAAUCCAUCCUUGAUCUCAGCAAGUACUUGGACAAAGCCAUCAGGGUUAAAUUCUCUGGAGGGCGAGAGGCCUCAGGAAUUCUGAAGGGUUUUGACCAGCUGCUGAACCUAGUGCUGGACAACACCAUAGAGUACCUCAGAGAUCCUGACGAUCCCUACAAGCUGACCGAGGACACUAAGGAGCGUGGUUUGGUGGUGUGUCGAGGCACAGCAGUGGUGCUGAUCUGCCCCAUGGAUGGCUGUGAGGCCAUUGCUAACCCUUUCAUUCAGCAGGACACAUAGUCGCUUGUCCAAUAAGUGAAGGGUGGAGGAUUAUUGAGAUGUGCAAGGUCUCAUAUCACAAAGUGUGUGGCUGUCAUACAGUUGUAAGGAAACUAUUCAAUUGGUUUUGAUUUAGCAUGUUUUCUUGGUUAUUGAACACAUUAAGUUGUGUUUAUUUUCAGUCAGAAAUGUUUUUUUUUUUUAUGUCAGUUGAUAUACAAGAUGAUUUCAAGUAUGACAUGAUGUAAUGAAUUUGACUAUUACUGUGUUCUGAUGUGGUGAUCUUGUAUGAAAAUUAAGAAUUCCAGACAGCAGAUA
Molecule: messenger RNA, 828 nt
Organism: Portunus trituberculatus (swimming crab)
Lineage: Eukaryota; Metazoa; Arthropoda; Malacostraca; Decapoda; Portunidae
Gene: LSm7
Product: U6 snRNA-associated Sm-like protein LSm7
Exons: 3
Coding region: 130-531 (133 amino acids)
Biological process (GO): mRNA splicing, via spliceosome; nuclear-transcribed mRNA catabolic process
Cellular component (GO): catalytic step 2 spliceosome; U2-type prespliceosome; spliceosomal tri-snRNP complex
Molecular function (GO): RNA binding
Source: RefSeq, a predicted model, not a curated record